Molecule: messenger RNA, 417 nt
Organism: Ambispora leptoticha
Lineage: Eukaryota; Fungi; Glomeromycota; Glomeromycetes; Archaeosporales; Ambisporaceae
Source: the annotation of a GenBank genome assembly
AUGGUAGAGAGUAACAAGACAUUAAAGAAAGAAGGGCAAAAUCUCUAUGGGGAAAGAAAAAAUGUUCGGGUAAAUAUUGAGUAUGUUUCGGCUAAUCCGACUGGUUAUUUGCAUUUAGCACAUUUUCGUCAUGCUUUUAUUGGUGAUGCUUUGGCUAAUGUUUAUCAAUUUUGUGGUUAUGAAGUAGCAAGAGAAUACUAUGUUAAUGAUCGCGGGGGGCAAAUCGCUUCUCUGGUUUAUUCUAUUUAUCUCCUUUAUUGUCAGCAGUGGGCGAAAAAUGUUACUGAUAAAAUGGGAGGGACAAAAAGCGAGUAUGUUUUGAGUAGAGCGAGCCAAGAAAUAGCAAAAAAACUGGUGGAGGAAUGGGGCGAUAAAUACCUUAAUGAGGAACUAAAGGGAGAAGUUUUUGAUGCUUGA